Molecule: messenger RNA, 3231 nt
Organism: Penicillium coprophilum
Lineage: Eukaryota; Fungi; Ascomycota; Eurotiomycetes; Eurotiales; Aspergillaceae
Exons: 3
Coding region: 1-3231 (1076 amino acids)
Source: RefSeq, a predicted model, not a curated record
AUGUCUAUGCAUCAGAGCCUCGAUGAUGCAAUAUGUCUUCUUGCCUUGGUCACUCAACGACCACCGGGCCUUGAAGAAUCAGUAGAAAAGACGGAAGCCAAGGAUAUUGAUGAAGAGUCACAGUCCAAGUCCGACGAGAAAUUGGAUGAUCCUGAAGAUCCAGCUGUGUUAGGUAGCGAUCCCGAACGUGAGCAAUACCGCAUCGAACUGAAGAACCAAUUCCUCGACCGACUUGCCGAAACACUAGCUCGCUUCAAGAACGAUGCCCAGGCCAGAAAUUCAAAUGAUGCAAAACAUGUUUCCGCGGCUAUGAUGGUCUGCUAUGAAGACGAAGAGCACGUCAAAAUAUUUUGCGCUAAGAAUGAGGGGCUUGAUAAGGAAGACAAUGACUUCCUGGCUAGAUGGAAGUUACAAUAUGCCUCUAAUGAGGAUACCUUUGCCAUGUUUAACCUCGUUGCGGAACAUCAGUGGCCACGGAUUACAACCUAUCUUGAGUCCCUGAAGCGGGUGUUUCAAUCCAAUAUAAAUUUGGGCUCGGUCAAGAGUAUGCUGAAACCGUUUCUGGUAGAAGAGUUGGUUUUGACUAUUCCAUCUUUGCAGAGUAGAGAGUGGGAGGACGACAGUGGGUUUUUGUAUACUAUACCGCUGGGCUUUUCCGAGCGGGCAGGUCGUCCCGUGCCUGCGGAAGACUUGGACAACAUGAAAUCAAACACUACUUGCACUGGUGAGACAAUAUGCGAGAUUCAGGGCAGUGUUUCCGAGCUUUUUGAGGAAAUUCAUCGCCUCUGUCAGCCUGAUACUACACCAGAAGACCAGAAAAACCUUUUGAAGGAAAUUAUGAGUCGCAUGUUUGAACUCUGGAGAGAGUCCCGGGCUCGAUUUAUGCUGAAGGCUGCCCUAAGAAGACAGUUCACACGACAAGAAGACAAAUACACUUUACUUUUUUUGGCUAGGGUAUGCUAUGCUGCAUAUAUCUACGUCGAAGUUGCCAAGGUCUCUCGAUCUUUUCGAUCUAUCGAUAUUGUGUCUGUUUCACACAGCGGAAAUCAAGGUCAGCGCAAAAGCCGACGCCGGCAUAAGAAAAAACGACGAUCUACAGCAGAUGAUGAAUGCGCAACUAUCUUAGAUGUCAUCAAAACUCUAGGUCUCGCUUUUCACCCUAGCUGGAGAAUUUAUCUAGCGCAGAAUGCGGCGAAAUUUACCAACAUGCGCAAUUCCAAACGAGAUAAGGAUUUUUACCACGCAGAAUCUCAGCUCCUGGCUUACUUUGAGUAUUCGAUGUCCCCGGACGAUAGAAACCAGUCACACAAAUAUAUCGGAUGUAGUAGGCGCUGUUGCUGGCUAUGUCAUGUACUCGUUCGUGCUCACGAACAUUUUGGGGUGCGAGGAACACACGAGACAUUACUAUACAGGUGGAACGUGCCUACGCCCUCUCUGACAGAGAAGCGCAGCUCCUCGGCGCAACUCGACUUGGCCAUGGAGCGUUUACUCAUGGAAGUAAUGUUUUUACUCCAGGAUUUGCUCAGUCGUCCAAAGGAAAAGCGCCUUCAGCUCAAGGCACAAUCCUCACAUGCACUUUCAUCUACGGGGGCUAUAUGGCAGCAGAAGCCCGUGUACCACAAUUCAUCCCAUCGAGACUUCCAGCGGAUGGUGAUGAUGCCCACAGUCUUCAAUAACGGCCUGCUUAUUACACCAAUUUAUGGAAGGCCGGGGUACGCAACGGUUUCGGGGGCCCGCUUUAAUCAUCGAGCAAUAGAGAUGACCUUCACAGAAGCCGAACGGCUCAAAGAUGAGGAUAUUCGUUCUAUGUUCAAGCUAGAACCUCCGCACAAAAUGCCUCUUAGGCGCAUUUCCCGUUCACAUAAAUGCAAGGCAUGUGGUCAACCAUCAGAAUCCCGUUGCGCAGCAUGUCGGAUGAACUAUUGCUCUAGGAGAUGUCAAUCAAAAGACUGGUUUAGACACGUUUUUGUCUGCUGUGUCAAGAGUCGACCCAAUGAUGCGGAUUAUCUAAAACUUCUGACCAGGCAAUGGGUUGCCGUCAUGGACGACUUGGUCCCCCGGACUCGUUUCCUAGCCACUCUUUUUGAAGACGAUCACCUCUGUAAGGCUUUUGGAUUCAAUAUCUGCGUGCAGGAGAUGGAUAUUGUCCAUCUUUUCUGCAUAUACAACAAUCUCACUUCCAGAUUUCCGUCAAGGAUGCUUCAGCAUUUUGUCGACUAUUAUAGCUUAGGAAGAUUUAUUGAGCAUUGGAUCAAGUAUCAAAUGGCGCAGAAUAAUAUGCAAGAUUGCGGUUGCUUUCCGUGGUUUCUCAGUCUGCAUCAAUCAGGCGCUUUGGAUAUCCCUGAUCGUGGUGGAGAGUACCUUUACCAGCUGUGGGCUAUCCAAGAGCUGGACAAGAUGUUCCCUGUUUAUAAUGACAGUGUUUUGUCUAGACCAGAACAUGUUGUUAGGUUUUUGUAUAGGAUCCUUCUCCGAGACAUCAAUAAUAUUCCCAAGGUCGGUGAUCCGGAGUGGGUCAGAUUCGGCUUCUGUUAUUGCACAAAGAGGGCCCAGAUGCAACUUCUUGCAAAGGCCUACAUCCAGCUGGCCACCCAUGCAUCGCUCAAUCAAAUAGCAACAGCAUGGAUGUCUGAUAGCUUACUGGGUCUCAUGGAAACUAAAGGUAUCUCAAUGUCAUCUCUUGUUUCCGAAGGAAUCUACCCCCGUCAGCCUUCGCCCGAAACAAUCGGCAUCUACCGCCUCAUGUCAGAAGUUGCACACGGUCUCGGUGGGUGUCCAAGCUGCGCAUGCAAGAACGCCCGAUGCGGAUUCCAUUCAAAAGACGAGCCUUUGCUCUGCAAAGAAUCUGAGGCCGACUAUGGGUUUCUUUCAGUCAAUACAUGGGAGCGCUGGAGAUUGUUGAACUUCUACUCCAAUCUCUUCGCAGAUCCAAAGUUCAAUCCGCAAAAGAUGCAAGAAGCAAAGCGAGAUCCAGAUCCGCAGGUCCUUGAAACAUAUAUCGAAUCAGUGGUUCCGGGCUUUCGCCGCGUAAUCUGGAAUGAACAUUUGACAGAUGGGAUGUUUCCCAAACUUGGGACUCGACUCAAAUUCCGGGGCCCUCACCCGUCCUGCGAAUGCUUUAUUCAUAACCUUCCUCUCUCUGAAGGAGUGGACCAUAAUGUCAACGUAGAAAUUGAUUGGAUCUGCGAACAAUACAGGGAGAGGAAUAGAGAGAAGGCUUCUGAUCCAUGA